This is a messenger RNA of Volvox carteri f. nagariensis, 1080 nucleotides long. RefSeq lists its product as uncharacterized. The coding region runs from base 1 to 1080 and encodes 359 amino acids. The transcript has 6 exons. NCBI's taxonomy places the organism in Eukaryota, Viridiplantae, Chlorophyta, Chlorophyceae, Chlamydomonadales, Volvocaceae. The record is from RefSeq and is a predicted model, not a curated record.
AUGGCAACGUGUGAUGAUGUGAAAUUGGAGGAGCUUCGCCGGCUCUGUGGUCUGGAAGUGGACGAACAACUCCGGGCCGGUGGCGAGGGCGGCCUUACAACCGAGACGUUGCGGCGUUGGCUGAUCGCCCGAAAAGGCAAUGUCAAGGAGGCGGCAAAGGAUUUACGAGCGCACGCUGCUUGGCGCGUGGGGUUUGUCCCAAAGGGACGCGUCGUCACUGAAGAAGUUCAAGACGACAUAAACCAAAACAAGGCCUUUCUUCCGGGGUUUGAUAAGUCUGGCCGCCCGUUCUGUAUCGUCGUUGUAUCCCGCCACCAAAUAAAGGAUGCCGAGGCAUCAAAGCGAUUUAUCGCAUACUCGCUAGACUGUGCAACCCUUCUUGGAUCGAACAAGCCCGACUGGGACGGAAAAUUGAAUGGCAUUUUUGACCUCCGAGGUCUCAAGCCGUCGAAUUGCGAUCUCGCCACACUACGCAAUGUUUUCGAUCUGCUGCAGCACCAUUACCCGGAACGGGCAAAGCAAAGGAGCCGCUUAGUAAUGAUAUUCCUGGCGAUGGCGGUGGUGGUGGUGGUGGAGUGGAAUAGUCCUGAUGUGGAUAUUCCCGUUGUCGAGCAACUUCCUGGCAAUGCGGGAGUGGGGCUGCACACCCUGUGGUUGCUAAACGCCCCGUACAUAUUCUACGGCAUCUACAAGCUGGUGUAUCCCUUCAUCGAUCCGGUGACACGGGAGAAGGUGCGCUUCGUGUACGGGAAGGAAGCGGACGCGGAGCUGCUGGCGGCUUUCGACCCGGAGGUGCUUCCCGCAGAGAUUUGCUCCCGGGGCACCGGGCGCUGGGUGUCCGUUCAGGAGCAGUACGAGAGGUUACUGAAGCAGCAGCAGCAACAGCAGGGGCAGCAGACGUGUCAACAACAGCAGGGGCAGCAGACGUGUCAACAGCAGCAGGGGCAGCAGCUGCAGGUGGUGUCCUCUCUCUCGAGGGGAGAAGGGGACGGUCUGCAGUAUGAGGAUUGUGAGCCUGAGCCGCUGGAGGGGCCCUUGGAGGCGGUUGAGUCGCGCAGACCUUUAGAGGUGGUUGCGUGA